Anastrepha obliqua is the source of this 744-nucleotide messenger RNA. RefSeq lists its product as uncharacterized. Gene Ontology annotation, molecular function: nucleic acid binding. The transcript has 2 exons. The coding region runs from base 1 to 744 and encodes 247 amino acids. The record is from RefSeq and is a predicted model, not a curated record. Gene Ontology annotation, biological process: DNA integration. Lineage: Eukaryota; Metazoa; Arthropoda; Insecta; Diptera; Tephritidae.
AUGGCUAAAAAACUAGUCAGUGUUUGGUUCUCACGAUUUCGUAUACCCGCACGUAUCACUACCGAUCAAGGUAGACAAUUCGAAUCACAGUUAUUCAACGAGUUGUCACGCAUGCUAGGCAUAUCACACUUACGCACAACGGCAUACCAUCCGCAAGCGAAUGGAAUCAUCGAACGUUGGCACCGCUCUUUGAAAACAGCAAGUACCUGUGAUGAACGAGAUGAUUGGAUUAAUCGCCUACCUAUAAUCUUCCUUGGUCUUCGUACAGCAUUCAAGCCUGACAUCGGAGCAACAGCUGCACAACUUCCACAAUCGGAUUUUGCCAAACAGCUCAUUUACGUGAUGAUAAAAAUACGACCAACCCAAACCGCAAAUCACGACGCUACGAAAACCUUUGUAUUCAGUAAACUGGCAGAAGCAACGCAUGUAUUCGUGCGCAACGACAAAGCACGACCUGCGUUUGUACCAACAUACGACGGACCAUAUCUGGUUAUCUCCAGACACCCGAAAUAUUUCACCAUCCAGCUCAACAACAACAACAAAAGUAACAUUUCCAUAGACCGACUGAAACCAGCCUUUAUCGAAACACUGCAAUCGGAUAUCCAACCACCAAAAAUGUCAACUCAACAAAAUCCAGACCAAUCGCAAACAACACCAUCACCAUCAAAUCAGAUAUUUACAAGCAAUCCGCCAACAAACCGUAUCGGACGAGAAAUACGACUUCCCGCACGUUUCAGAACGUGA